Monascus purpureus is the source of this 390-nucleotide messenger RNA. NCBI's taxonomy places the organism in Eukaryota, Fungi, Ascomycota, Eurotiomycetes, Eurotiales, Aspergillaceae. The record is from the annotation of a GenBank genome assembly.
AUGUCCACCGACACUACGAUCUACAACGUCUACCGAGUCCGCUUUGAGCAAGCUCGCGGCCCUGACCACGAAGGUAUCGCAUUGGUACCCGCACAGAGCCCCAACCAAAAGGCAGGAAGAUUUUACCAUGUCAAGGGGGAUGUUGGAAUGGGUAUGAUCUACGAGAGAAGACCCGGGUACCGAUUUGGAGAGAGCAGAUCCUAUAAAGACUCAGCUCUUCAAUUCCAAAUCCCGAAGGCAAAGCUCGACCGUUUCGAAGAUAUCGCUGCGAAGCAUCCGCCGCCACAUGAUCCUAGGACUCUUACCGAAGCACGCCCUGACCCACCGGCAAGAAACUGUUCCAACUGGGUCGAUGAUGUUCUGGCUGAAGUGAAGGGUGAAUUAGCUUGA